AUGAAUCCCGGAUACGGCGGCAUGCCCAGCCGCAGAAGGAUCCGCGGGCCGCUGCAUCCGGCCCACCGAGCGCCUCCUUCGUCUUCGCAACAGGACGGCAUGUUGCAUCAGGAUGGAGCGGGACCGUCGACGGGCCAAAAGAGAGGCUGGACAUCGACGAUACGCUCCGGUGCUACCGACCACCGCCCCAUGCCCUGGGACCAGCCGUCAUCGCAUCCCUCGGUCACCACCAGCCUGUCCGCGUCACCGACCGAUACCCGCUCGUCGCCAUCGACAUCCUUCGCCUCGGCGUCAGUCACUGCAUACCCGCAUGCCCCUCGUAGCGACUUUGUCUUUCAGUCAGGCAUGCAGAUGCCCUUCCAUGGCCCUUCCAGCUUCGACGGUGGCGUUCAGCGUAGCGCGGAGAAUCCGCCUAGAGACGCCUCUUCCCACUCGCUGCCUGCCAGCAACAGCCAGACCGCCUUCUCUACCACAUCAGCCGGAAGUCCAGCGAGCUUCCGCACUGCCACCGAGCUCGAACCCCAGGUGGCGGCCCACGGCACCAUCUCUUCGCGCGGCAUGCCCUCGGCUCAGCAGGCCCUGCUGCAGGAGCAGCGCAAGACGGCCGGUAGAGGAGCCGUCAGCGAGGUGGCCGAAGACGAGCACCACGAAGGGCCGCCUUCAAAGCGCAGGCGCGGCCUGGCAGGCACCAUCGUCGACACAGCACUCAACGCCGCGCUUUACACUGGCGCCGCUGCGCUCACCGCCUACUCGCUAUGGUCGACGUGGGGCAAGAGGGCCGACGGCGAGGCCGAAGAACCCGAUGGCGGACCAGUGCUGCCUUCGCACAAGACGCUGCCAGAAAAGCACCUGCCACCUGGCGGCCUCGACGAGCCGCCACCGCCCUAUCCGGUCUACGACCUGGCUGCGGGCCCCUCGACGCCCAAGUCGCCCGCCAAUGCGCGAAAGCAGCGAGUGUUUGUGUCGGCUCAGAGGAAUCGAAGGCGGCCGACGUUUCAGUCGCACCGGGCGACGCAGUCUUCGGGCACGCCACGCAAGGCAAUCCCCGACGCCUUCCGAUCCACGCCACCGGCUCAGGAGGAAGUUCGGACGGAGGGCUCCGGCCAGUCCUCCGGAGCCGCUGGCCACGGCGACGACGAAGACGACGAUGACGAGGACGGCAUGUUCCAGCGCUUCCAGGACAAGAUGAAUGCCCUCAUCGCACAGGGCCAGGCGGCCCUUGAGUCCAAGCCCUCGUUGGACGCCAUGGACUUUGACCAGGACGACCUGGGCGAGGGCAAUGGCCCCGGCUUUGCUUUGAGCAGCUCUAACUCGGCUCCCAGCCUGGGCGUCGCUGACCAGGCGGGUCAGCACGGUCGCGCAUUCUCCAAUCGCACAGUCUCGAUGUCCUGGUACGAGGCGGGCGCACCUUCUUCGGGUAUGGUGCAAUCGCAGUCUCAGCCUUCGGCGCUCUAUUCGCAGGGAAGCCCGGCCUACUACCCCGAGCCUAUCAAGCGGAGUCACCCGAGCGGCGGUGCCAACACUCCGGGACGACGGAUAGCAGCCUCGAGAUCGUCGGCGGCAGCUUGGCAGUCGCCGUCGACGGACAGCUCCAGCGGCACGCCGUCGCGCCGCACGAGCAUGCUGCCCCGACCCUCGGCCUCGCUCAACUCUCGUAGAGCUACCGGCUACGCCCCUCGCUAG
Pseudozyma flocculosa PF-1 is the source of this 1683-nucleotide messenger RNA. RefSeq lists its product as uncharacterized. The transcript is spliced from 2 exons. The record is from RefSeq and is a predicted model, not a curated record. NCBI's taxonomy places the organism in Eukaryota, Fungi, Basidiomycota, Ustilaginomycetes, Ustilaginales, Ustilaginaceae. The coding region runs from base 1 to 1683 and encodes 560 amino acids.